Molecule: messenger RNA, 4249 nt
Organism: Myxocyprinus asiaticus (Chinese sucker)
Lineage: Eukaryota; Metazoa; Chordata; Actinopteri; Cypriniformes; Catostomidae
Product: protein FAM110B-like
Exons: 3
Coding region: 1006-2298 (430 amino acids)
Source: RefSeq, a predicted model, not a curated record
CAAACGCUUCUCCGGCACUCAGUGCGCGCAGCUCGUGCCAGCAGCUGAGAAACCAAUAAGCCGCAAUCGAGACACUACACGGGAAUUAUACGAGCUUUUAACACGCGGAUACGGAUCUGACCUAAAGGGAAGGCCUAUGGGCAUUGUGGAUCACACCUAACGGAUCUGUGCCAGACCUGAGCUGACUGCAUCUCUCAUCAGAGGUGUUGACAAGAACUCUGACAUCAUUGUGAUGAACAGAUGUGACAGGACUUAAAAAGGACGAUCAGAACCAGGGUUCCAGGUAUAAAGGAAAAGGACAGGAGCUCUGUCUUUCGAAAUCUGAAGUGCACCGGUGCCAGCUGUAUAGGCCAGCCCAACCAGAACGCUGCAGGACAAUAGAGACCCAACCCAGAGACCUUACACGGCUAUCAAAAAUCAAAUAAUCAAGCUCAUUAGCUACCUUCCACCAAGACAACCUUCCCUGAAAAGAUCAACAGAAAAAAGGAAGUUGGAAGGGGCGAAACAAGAGUGGGGAGAAGGAGAAUUGUAUUCAGAGUGAAUGCUGACUGCUAUUUCUGCAGUUUUGUGGUGAGGGGAACAUCUCAUUUGGGAGCGAUUUUGCAUUGUGGAAAAAGGAUUUCCCUGUGCUCUGCCCAUUUGUCCAUAAUAUAAAUAUUCCAUGGAGAAAUUGAUUUGUCCCUUUUCCAAAAGUGCCCAACAAAGAGACAAAUUUUGGCAAAGCCCAGCAGCCAACUCUCUCACUUAAACCUCUCAGAUUGAUACCUCAAAUCUUGGAAUGCCUGAAAGUCUGUAGUUAUAGGAGUCCAUUAAAUGGAUCCCUAACAAUCCCCAAAGUCUAUAUCCUGCGAGUAUUCUGAGACACAUCUGAUCUUGAAGCUUUAUUGGACCAGUAGUUCCUAGACAACUUUCAUCAAGUCACAAGCUUACCUUUCAACACGAGAGGGUUACCUUCACCAGCUGCUUUGUCCACCCUGUUUGGAUGCAUUUUUCCAGAAUUCCAAAAUGAAGCCCUUAACACCAGUUGGUUCACCCUCUCCACUGCGGCUCCUCAACAAGGGGCCAGAUUACCUGCGUAGGCAAAUGGAUGCAGGAAGCAGGGGUCACUCCAUCAGUGCCGUGGAGCGUCUUGAAGCCGAUAAGGCGAAGUAUGUCAAGAGUCAACAGGUCAUCAACACCAAGCAAGAUCCUGUGUUGGUGCCCUGCGCCACCCCUCCACCCCUGCCCCGUCGCAAUUUCACAGUGUCUGGUCCGUCAACACCCGUUCUACCUCCCCGAAGACCCUCGAUCCCUUUCUCUUCACAGGUUUUCACAAGGGAUGAGAAUGAGGAUGACUCCAGGAAGGAGAACUGUCAGAACGAGACCGUUGUGGAAACACACAAUCGCAACAAUGCGAACAAGCCGCCUGCACCUUCCCCUAGAACCCCAACCACUACGCCAUUAGUUGCCCCACACAGUGCGCCAAUAAUGCGUAGGAGUAACGGCAAACGCAUGCUGCGUCCAGACUCUCUGGUCAUAUAUAGACAGAAAAAAGAAUGCAAGAUUCCCAGCAGUGGUGGCGGAAACGGCAACAUGGAGGCCAAGGGCUACAGCUUCGUAAGAAGACUUUUCCAAGGUUCUAUGCGGGAGAAGAGCAACGGGAGUGAUGCUGCUCAAAAAAUGGUGAUAAACGAGGAAAAGACAUCCUCCUCUCGAGAUGGGGACUCUCAAAUGUCCUGGUCCAAUGAUAAAGACACUGUUGAUGGGGGAAAUGAGACUCGAAGAUCGAGUAGAUCCGACCAUGGGCACUCAGUGGUGGAGCCUCAAAAUGACAACACUGGAUUUCUGGAGAAGCAAUCGAAGAACGGCACAAUUAACUGUUUACGAAACAGUGUGGGUAACUGUAAUAAUAACGAUAUGGACCCAUGGAAGCCAGUUGUACCUCGAAUGCGGUCCAAUUUGAAACGUUCCAAGUCGGACUUAAGACUUCACAGCUCGUUAGCAAUGUCUGAGCAAGAGCGCUUCUUCGACUUCUGUGGAUUGGACCUAGAAAUGGUGGAAAGGCUUGGACCAGAGAACUUUCUAGCAGGGGCCAGUUCAGUUGACACGCUCUCACUUCUACUGAGAAGCGUUGGAGGUGGAGGCGGCUCGGAACCUAGUGAAUUUUCUCAACACUCCAGAGAUGGACUGUUCCAGGAAGAGCUAGCUGAGCAGAUCCCGACAGGUGUGUCCAUUAUUGAGAGAAAUGCACGUGUUAUAAAGUGGCUGUACAGUUGCAGGAAUGCAGCCAAGGAAGGCCCUAAAGAGUCCACUGUUUGAUUACCCUCGUAAUCUCAAGACUAUUCUGGACUGUUGCCUGGAGCAGUGUUCCAAUACUGAAAAACUACACUUAUGACAGAUUACGUUGUAUUUAUUUAAUGUAGAAGAUUUGUAUUUAAGAGAUUUGUUCAGCUUUUCACAACCAGUACAAGCUCAUUUUUUCAUGUUUAUGGUGAAGUGUGUAAUUCCAAAGAGAAUUGCAAAAAUAACGACAGUAAUAAAUAAAAAAAUAAAAACAGUUUUCCUAAACACUGCUCCUUUUAAUAUUGGUCAAACAGAUAGUCCCGCCCCCAAACUCACACCAUUGGUUGAGCCGAUCGUGCUGUGUCGGGCUGGUCUAGAUACUCAACAAACAGAGCAAAUUUUAUGAAGCGCCACAGAGUCACAAUGUUAACACUUUUCAGGGGAAUCAACCUAAUAGCGAACUUAAAGUUGUCUCUGCAUAUUAAAAAAUGACACACUUCACCUGUCAGUCACAGAUAAAGCUAAAUAGUGAUGCAUGAGUACUGAAUGAACCAUGUGUACCUCAUUUCCCAACUGUCCCAGUUAAGUUUGUUUGUUUCCUUUUUUUUUCCCCUUAAAUGCAGGCAUUGGAACAAACACACAGAGCACCCCUGUGGGGAUAAUAAUGCACUGAAUUGGAGAAAGAGAGAGAGAGACAGAGAGAGAGCUACAUACUGUACAAAAACCUAUCUUUAACACUGAGUGUAUGCAAACAAGUAUGCAGGGCCUUAAGAGUAACCUGAUUGAGUUUUAUUCAUUUUAAGCCAAAGAAAUGACUGUAUACUGCUGUACACUGGCUCUGUUCCAAACCUCAGCGAGCUGUCUCACUGUUUACUGUCUAUAUAGACAGCUGCCUUCUAAGGUAUCAUCCCAACUGAAACGAAACAUCAUUAGUAGGUGAAUUGAAACGCUCUACAUAGGCAUGAACUCCAUUAUUAUCCACGAACGAACGCCUCACUAUACUAAAUACAAAAGAGUUUGAUGUUGGCAUGUUGCUAAGCUGCUAAUUUAAAGUAUUAUUAAAGCAAAAACAUAAAUGACAAACAAAUAUUGGGUGAAAUAAUCUAUUAUUAAUCAGAUGGAACUAUUUUUAUCAAUACCUUCCACUGCUGAAUAAACUAUAUUUCUAAUCAUUGGAUUACAUUUUUUACUCAGCUAGUCAGAAUAUAUUCUGGGAUUGCCUUGGGCGUGAUGUUACAAGCAAAAUUGCCUUAGAUUAUGGGCCAAUAUGUAGUAUCUUGUAAAGUAACAACAUUGCUGCCAACAAUUUAGAACAGCCUUUGCGUCAAUAUGCAGCCUAGGUAGGCAGCUCACUAGGGUUUUGAACAGAGCCAUUGUUUUGCCCCUAGAGUGAUACAUUUGCGGUUUCAUUACUAUAUUUAAUUACUGCUUCAGUAUGCACUUGAUAAUAACACUCCUGUGUUUUAUACACAAAAGUAAACCAUUUAGCAAACUAGGAGACAUAACGGCACACGGCAGACAGAAACUCCCGAAGUAGAAAACAGUGAUCUGUUCCCAAACUAAAGGAGACCUUUGAAAGGUCCUCCCAACUAAACUCAUGAAUCAGUCACUGAUUCUCUUUUGUCGUAAUGAAUCCUGCCUGAUUGGAGGCAUUAAUCCAUCUCAAUGAUACCACUGAAAAAUGAAGCAAAGGUCCACUGUGGCAUGUACAGGUCAGUCUGCGGCCUGCAGACUAACAUGUACAAAUGCGAUAUGUAAUCUUUCCUUUCUAAAUUCCUUAACCUUUUGUGUGUGUGAGUGUGUGUGUGUGUGUGUGUGUGUGUCUCAUCCCCAACAUCAAAGAAGCAUCAGGUCUUCCAAAACACCCCAAAUCUCUCUCUCUCUUGGAUGUUUACAAUCCUAUUGUAAUUGUUUCUAUAAAGAAGAAAUUUAGAUUUCAAUCCAAAUAGAUGUUAUACAGAAAAUCCAAAUAAAGUCAUAUUCUGAA